Molecule: messenger RNA, 2586 nt
Organism: Suricata suricatta (meerkat)
Lineage: Eukaryota; Metazoa; Chordata; Mammalia; Carnivora; Herpestidae
Gene: SH3GL1
Product: SH3 domain containing GRB2 like 1, endophilin A2
Exons: 8
Coding region: 669-1562 (297 amino acids)
Biological process (GO): synaptic vesicle uncoating
Cellular component (GO): glutamatergic synapse; presynapse; cytoplasm
Molecular function (GO): protein binding
Source: RefSeq, a predicted model, not a curated record
UCUGCGCCUGCCAGGGAUGUUCGGUCACCGCAGCACAGAGGAGGAAUCUGGGCACGGAACUGACAUCCCCAGGGUGGGCUGGGUUUGGGUGUGGCUGGAUCGCAGGGAUCCAAGGGAUGGCCUCAGAGUCCUGCAUUUCUUUCCCCUGCGUCCGCCUGGCUGCAUGGCCGGCCUAGCCUUACACCACCCUUCAGCUGACAGUCCUGGCAAACGGGAGCGUCUCUCUGCAGAACCAACUCAUUAGACCAGUAGGAAUUGGCUGCCUGCCCGUUUGCCAGGCCCCAGUCACCUGCCCAGCUUUGGAGCAUGAGGUGGGGGUCCCCUAGUCCAAGAGGGGUACAGGGACCUUUCCCUGAGGGAAAUCCAAAUACCGGUUCCCACAGCAGGAGGUGAUAGGUGUGGGACGGGCGGCGACACCAGCCAUGGCCCUGGAGCAGGCGGAAGGAAGCACAUGACCCCCCCCACCCGCACCCCAGGUGGAGGGCUGUGUCUGGGGCACCUGCCCCCCCACCCCUUCUCUGAGGUGCUACCCCCCAGGCCAGGGAAGGCGGCUUCUUGAUCUGAGCUGGGCCACAGGACCAGGGGGCCCAGAGGGGCCCUGAGGAGGUGCCACCCACUGCCUCCUGCCGGGGCUCCUCGGUGGCUGAGCCUCCCGGGCCAAGCUGACGAUGCUCAACACCGUGUCCAAGAUCCGCGGGCAGGUGAAGAACCCUGGCUACCCGCAGUCCGAGGGCCUGCUGGGCGAGUGCAUGAUCCGCCACGGCAAGGAGCUGGGCGGCGAGUCCAACUUCGGUGACGCCCUGCUGGAUGCCGGGGAGUCCAUGAAGCGCCUGGCAGAGGUCAAAGACUCCCUGGACAUAGAGGUCAAGCAGAAUUUCAUCGACCCCUUGCAGAACCUGUGUGACAAAGACCUGAAGGAGAUCCAGCACCACCUAAAGAAACUGGAGGGCCGCCGCCUGGACUUUGACUACAAGAAAAAGCGGCAGGGCAGGAUCCCCGAUGAGGAGCUGCGCCAGGCCCUGGAGAAGUUCGAGGAGUCCAAGGAGGUGGCCGAGACCAGCAUGCACAACCUCCUGGAGACCGAUAUUGAGCAGGUGAGCCAGCUGUCCGCGCUGGUGGAUGCGCAGCUGGACUACCACCGGCAGGCCGUGCAGAUCCUGGACGAGCUGGCCGAGAAGCUCAAGCGAAGGAUGCGGGAAGCCUCCUCUCGCCCCCGGCGGGAGCCCAAGCCUCGGGAGCCCUUCGACCUUGGGGAGCCUGAGCAGUCCAACGGGGGUUUCCCCUGCGCCACGGCCCCCAAGAUCACAGCCUCGUCAUCUUUCCGGUCUUCCGAGAAGCCCAUCCGGACCCCCAGCAGGAGCAUGCCCCCCCUGGACCAGCCGAGCUGCAAGGCUCUGUACGACUUCGAGCCUGAGAAUGCCGGCGAGCUGGGCUUCCACGAGGGCGACGUCAUCACGCUGACCAACCAGAUCGACGAGAACUGGUACGAGGGCAUGCUCCACGGCCAGUCGGGCUUCUUCCCCCUCAGCUACGUGGAGGUGCUGGUGCCCCUGCCGCAGUGACGGCGACGCCCCAUCGCCCGCCCGGGCGGCCUGCAUUCCACCGCCUGGGCGGCUGGGCUGGGUGUCUGGGAGGGGCCCGCCUCCCCCGGCAGCCCCCAGUCCCCGUGGCGGUCCAGGGGACUCCUGCUCCCCGACUGCAGCUCCCUGGCCCCGCACGCCUAGGGGCCAACACUAAGGUGCUCUAGAAACACUAACUUCCUCCCGCCCCUCCAGGGGGGCCCCCUCCCUCACACAGGCGCGUGCACACCCCGUCCCCCAGCCCCCCUCCCCCUCCAUGCCAGGAGACCUGCCCUUAACAGGAGCCGGGUUCUGAGCAGGACCCCUGGCCCAGACUCCCCACCUGGCUUUCCAGUUCACCCCCAACACUCCCAGCCCCAACUCCAGGGCUCCCCAGGCCCGGGCUCGCCCGCAGAUGCCACCUCCCUGGGGAGGGACAGCCUGGGGUCCUCAGGGUUCCCCUAAAGACCGGCCCUCUGAUCAGCCUCAGAGGCCUGUAGUCUCCCUCCUCCAGUGCCCUCCUCCCUGCCCCGCACCCCCUCCUCCCUGCCCACGUGUCGGGGGCCCCACCCCAGACAAGCACACGGACGCUCCUCCGGCAUAAGCCACCGCCACCAGCCGUGCACACGUGCACCACAGCCGGGACUCGGGGUCCCCAGCCCCCCGGCUGCCAGGACCACACGCGGGAGGGUCACAGGCUGGCUACUGCCACGUUGUUGACAGUGGCCCCAGCCAUCUCCCUACACACAGACCAAGGCAGGCAGCUGUCCUGCCCAGCAGAGCCGAGCCCUGCCUCCACUUCCCCUCCUGCCUAAUCCAAAAGUCGGCUCGACCAGGGGACCUUGGGACUGGAUCACAUUCCCCUCCUCUGAAGACCCUGAAGCCCCAGGGACACUGGGCUCUGAGGCCCCCUCACUGCCAUUACACGGGGGAGGCGCAGACACGAGCAGUGCAACCUGGGUCACAAUCGAGGGCGAUCAAAAUGUAAUCCUGAUGUUUUUUAAAGUAUUAAAUGUCUCUUUCUACA